Gamsiella multidivaricata is the source of this 1107-nucleotide messenger RNA. RefSeq lists its product as uncharacterized. The record is from RefSeq and is a predicted model, not a curated record. The transcript has 3 exons. The coding region runs from base 1 to 1107 and encodes 368 amino acids. NCBI's taxonomy places the organism in Eukaryota, Fungi, Mortierellomycota, Mortierellomycetes, Mortierellales, Mortierellaceae.
AUGACGACUGCAGCAUUAUCUCAGGAUUGUGUAGCAAUUGGAUGGAGCAAGGGGGACGAGGGACUACAGCAGCAGCAGCAGCAGCAGGACGGGACAAAUCUAAAUCUGGAGAGCUGUCAGGCGACAGAAGGUCAUAUGUCCUUAGUGCAGGGAGCUAGUCAACAACAAGAGCAACCCCCAGUGGGAUCGAGCAUUGAGAAUCCGGGUCCUGUGGGAAAUGAGAUAUCUAUCGACCAAGCGGAACUGUGGAUCAAGGCAUGCAGAGAACUACGACUAUCUCAGGAAAAGAGUCUACAAAAGACAUUGUUGACCCAAGUGAACGUCAGGGCCGCGGGUGAAGACUGUACUUUUUGGACUCUCAAGGGCAACAUGCUCGCUUCGCUUCUAUUAGGCACAGCAACUAUGGCGCGUUAUCUUCUCCCGACUGCGCCUUGGAAACAACUCUGCAGCACGUACCACAGUCACCACCACCACCAUCACCACCAUCAAUCCCUAAAUAACACUUUAACCUUGCCCCAUGACUCCUCCAUCGCGCUCCAGAUACUCCCACUUGCACCAACGCUCUUCCUCUCCGGGAUCCAAUUCUUCACCGCCCUCAGGACCUACUGGACCCUGCAGCAGAUCGAACAACAGACACAGCUGCAACGGACCAUGACCCGACGGACAAAGCUCCUGACCACACAACUGUCAUUACGGGAACAGCGACUGAUCUAUCUGCUGCAUCAGAUCAAAGCUACUCACCUCCCGAACGCGAGCCUUCCCUCAUCAACAUUAUCAUCAUCACUAUCAUCACCAUCAUCGUCCUUGGUCUCGAACCCGGGAUCUUUGGGGCAGUCGCGUCCACAGGGAUCUGUCGGUGGUUCAGAAAGACCAAGAAGAUCUAGGGUCGCCCCGUGUAGGACGGGUGAUGAUGGUUCUGUGGGGGAUCGUCAGCCAUCAGAAGAGAUACGACAGCAUGGAUUAAAUGAGGCCGCGUGGGCGAUGGAGCCGAAUCUGAGGCUGUUGAACCUGGGUCGGCUCCUGAGGGAUCCUGCAGAGCGAUCUAGGGUGUUGAGGAGGGAGCUGGAAGCACUUAGAGAGGACCUUGUCUUCUUCCGAGGUGAAUAA